GUUGUGGGAGUGGCGCCGAGAAAGAGUCGAAGAUUGUAAACCACGUAAAGCCAACCCUGCAAGAAGCUGUACAAAGAGAUUCAGUGGAUGUGUUGGAGCUCGAGCCUAGGACCAUAACACCCCUCCGCCCACAUUCUACUGCAGUACAGAGUGUCAAAGGAAUGGCUGGGACAAGCACAAAAUUGAAUGCAAGUCGUUACAGGCUCGCAAGCAUCUGUCAAGAGCUGCCCCACUGCUCCAGGCAAUCCUUUAUAAAGUUCGCCUCGCUCAUGGGUUUCGAUUCGCAACUGCGCGCAUUGUAGGAUCUGAAGACUUUCUCUAGGGCUAUCGCGAAGACAAACCGAGACCCGACAAAUGCCCUAGUGCCGUCCUCCAUUGACAGCAGGGUUUUGAUGCGGCACGCAUGUUCAGCGCAUGUUAGAAAGCUAUGCUACAUCUUCAUUUCUUUGUUGAAGUGAUCUUGUCAGGCCUUUACUCAGGGGUCAAGAAAGUUGCGAUAAAGGUCAAGAAUCCAGAGCCCUCCGUUCGCACAUGUGGCGCGAAUUUAUAAGCAAGAGCCCAACCCUAAUGAGUCUAUCGUGUCACGCUGAGCAGAGAGGUAUGGGCGCUGACCUUUCCGAAACCCACAUUGGAUUUUUGAAGUCUCCCUACACCUGUCAUGGGGCCAGAAAACAUCGACUGGGCAAAAUCUACGAGGGAUUGAACCUUGGCGAGAACGCGGUCUGAUGCUUGCAGAGUCCCUUCAACCCAAGGAGGUCGAUCGCCAUUGCGUGGAUGGAAAUGUUCGACUUGACUACAGGGCUUGAGGGGAAGAUUCCUAUACUCGCAAAAUUAUAUGGUGGGAAGUUGAAACACGUCUUGAAAGGCCCCGAUGCAGCGUUUACAAAAGCCAAGGACGAGUUCCUGGGUCAUUUCGAGGCCUGUGUCAAUAUUUUUAUGGAGGAAUCGUAUGCACCUGACGAGGUUAGCAAGAGAGAAGAGGUGGUUCAGAAUCGUCGCGUGUGGGUCUACUAAAUUGUCAAAUGGGGCGUUAAUGGUUUCUUGGUUCUGAGGAAGUUUGUUGUCAAUAUGAAAGACUAUUGAGUCAAUGAUACUUUGUGCUAUAUACGGAAAGUCAAUCGGUUUCUGGUGAUCUACUUUUGAGCGAGACCGAGUUCAGGCGAAGCAUGAGGAUAUGGUGAGGUAUAACGCCAUAGGAUAUCCAUUGUAGUCUCACUUCCUCUUCUUA
Aspergillus alliaceus is the source of this 1228-nucleotide messenger RNA. RefSeq lists its product as uncharacterized. The transcript has 2 exons. The record is from RefSeq and is a predicted model, not a curated record. Lineage: Eukaryota; Fungi; Ascomycota; Eurotiomycetes; Eurotiales; Aspergillaceae. Bases 775 to 1014 code for a protein of 79 amino acids.